AUGGUCGCGCCAGUUUUACCGUUCGUCGCCAAGCAGACCGUUCCUGCACAAGUUCCAGGUCGCUCUGUUGAUAUGAAGACGCCUCAGAGAGCUCUUCAGUUUCUGUGUAGCGGCAUUUUUGUCCUCCUGUGUGGCGAGCUUCCGAGCUUGGUUGGCAUAGACGGGUCAAGUCUCCGCUCCGUGCAGGAGUGUCGUAAGCACGACGGCCUUGUACACUUUCAAUUUCGUGGACAGCUGGAGGCUGUGACGAUUCCACACGGAGAAUUGAAAUCGGCUGAGGUCUUAGCUAGUUUUGCAGAUCCAGCGAGCAACCUCGUCAUCAAUUUUGGCGCUGCGGCCUAG
Messenger RNA from Dibothriocephalus latus, 342 nucleotides. NCBI's taxonomy places the organism in Eukaryota, Metazoa, Platyhelminthes, Cestoda, Diphyllobothriidea, Diphyllobothriidae. The record is from the annotation of a GenBank genome assembly.